GCGCUACGGGUGCCGGGUGGGGCGAGGGGCCGGGAUGUGUCUGCUGCUGGGGGCCGCGGGCGUCGGGAAGACGCUGCUGGUGAAGCGGCUGCAGCAGCUCAGCUCCCGGGAUGCGCAGGGCGGCCUGGGGGAGCCGCCGCCGACGCGGCCCACGGUGGGCACCGACCUUACCGACAUCGUGGCCGGGAGAAAGAUCACCAUCCGGGAGCUGGGGGGCUGCAUGGGCCCCAUCUGGCCCAGUUACUAUGGGAACUGCCGUUCUCUCUUGUUUGUGAUGGAUGCCUCCAGCCCCACCCAGCUCUCUGCCUCCUGUGCCCUCCUCCUGGGGCUCCUUUCUGCAGAACAACUUGCGGAAGCAUCGGUCCUGAUCCUCUUCAAUAAGAUUGACCUGCCCUGUUACAUGACCAUGGAGGAGAUGAAGUCGCUGAUUCGGCUUCCCGACAUCGUCGCCUGCGCCAAACAGCGCAUCACCACCGCAGAAAUCAGCGCCCGCAAAGGCACUGGUUUGGCCGGAGUGCUGCGCUGGCUCCAGGACACCCACAAAACCAACAGUUGACAAUGAGGCAGAGGCGACAAGUGGACAAUAGGAGUGUCACAGGAAGAAGGAAUGACUGCCAUGGGCACGUCCAUCAGCUCCUUUGCUCGGGGAACAUUUUUUGAGCUCCCCCAGCUCAGCGAGGAGUUCAGCAAAGCACAGGGUAGUACAGGCUCCACCGGAGGCCACCACACCGGGGUGCUCACAAGCAGCAUUCCAAGAUGCCUCUGCCGUGGCCUGCACUUUGGCUGGGGGUGGCUUACAGGAAACCGCCUUUUCUGUUGAUGUGCGAUUGGUCCCCUGGGGCUGCUGUAACAAACUGUCACAACCUUGGUGGCUUAGAACAAUGUAAGUUUUUCCCCUCACAGUUCUGGAGACCAGGAGUCCUAAAUCAAGGUGUCGGCAAGUUGGUUCCUUCUGGAGGCUUCUGCAGGAGGCUCUGUCCCAUGCCCCUCCUGCCUUCUGGGGCUGGCAGCUGGUGUCCGCAGCUUGUGGCUUGCAGAACUUCAGUCUUCGCCUCCGCUGUCACCCAGCCGACUCCUGGGUGUCUCUCUGUUCCCUCCUUAUAAAGACACCAAUCCCUGGAUAGGGCCCCCCUGAACCCAGGAUGAUUUCACCCUCAAUUUAGCUGCCUCUGCAAAGAUCCUUUUACCAAACGAGGCCACAGGCUCUGGCAGUUAGAACUAGGAAAUGUCUUUUGAGGACAACACUCCCUCUGCUCUUGGGCCCGGGUUUGCAUUUCCUAGAAAUGGCUGUUUUGUGUUCUCCGGCAGCUCGGGCUCCUUUAGCCACACGAGGGGUCCAAGCCUCUGCUGCCCUGCUCCCCCCGCACAGAGCUUCCGGAGGAGCUGGCCCAGGGCCUUGGGCUCUACAGUUCCUGGCUGGCCUGUUAGCUGGGGGUGAGUUUUGUCCAAAUGGUGGAUCUUAGAUGAUGUUUGCAAAUAGCCCUUUGCAGAUCCUCCAGGGUGAUACGGGUUCGGAUUUCUUUACUUCCCAGUUGAAACGAUGGGCCUAGCAGGGCACCUCUUUGGGAGGGCUCUGUACUGGCAUUUUGUGCUGCACAGCUUGUGCCACGGCCGGGGACCACCUUCUCGGACACGCCACCUUGGUGCACACCUGCCACACCACUCACCGCUGACACGCCACCAAGCAGCCGUGGAGGCUCCCGGCCCCGGUCCUGCCUCCAGGGUCCCUGUAGGAGAUUUCACAGACAACUUGGGAUCUGAAGUGAUUGGCUUGCAGAUGUCCCCCAAUUCCAGAGUUCUUUAACAAAGCCUAGUUAAAAUAGUUAAGUUCUAGAAGAAUUUUUUUGAAGUUAUAUCUCAGCACCUUCUUCAACUAAAGGCAUAAUAAUUCAGAAACAGGAGUAGCAGUAGCAGUUGUGAGCUCCGGUGCUCGCCCGCCCGUCCCCGGCCCUCGGGGCUCCCACAGGUGGAAAGUGCGCCUCGUGAGAACCAGGGGGGCCCGGGACCCAGUGUCUGGGGCACAGGGGCCUUCACUGUGAAAAAGGCCUGGGGUCCAUCCUGCCCAGGGCUGAGGGCAGCCAGGCCUGUGGCCACCCCUUGGUCAUGUCCCUGCCAGCCUGGGGUGUAGGCUCUCCUGAGCAGAACCUGGGUGCUUGGUUUGGAGCAGACCAGGAAGGGAACUGGGCUUCUGCCCCAUGUGUUUUUACAGCCAAGCCCAGAGCAGAUGGUAAAGGCGCCCAGGCCAUGGGCCAGGAGACCAGAGGGGACAGGCAGGAGCACGUGCUCAAGGAGGGUGUCGUGAGGCGUGUGGGUGACCCGGCCAAGCUUGUUGAGGGCAAUGGCCUGAGCUGGACACCUGCUCCUAGUACUUAAACUGCCUGGGAACGUUCCUUUAGAUUAAGUGCCUUGGUGGAGAAAUCCCUGGACCGGACCCAGAGAUCUUAAAUAUUCGAGUCCCAAAAAGAACAGGCUGCCCAGGACCCAGGGGACAGCGAGCUUGAGGUUUGGGCACAGCCUGGCUGGGACAGCCCUGCUUUCGGGGGGCAGAGCUGUGCCCAGCAGUGGCCUCAGCUACUGUUUCUGGCCUGUCAGAAAUGGGCUGCCCCGGCCGUGAGCUGCAGGGACCUCUCCAGUACUUGGCAGGGAGGUGUUGGCCGGGCAGGGCCUGUGCUCCCUCACUCCCGUUCUUUCCCUUCGAGGUGGAACCAUUUUGGGUCACAGGCCGAGGGCUUGACGGGGCGAUGGCUGCGCUCCCCCACACUAAGAGCAGGUUCCGCAGGAGGGGAGAGCUGCUGAGUGCCAGGGCCCCGCUGGGUCCUCUCAACCCUGAAGAGCCCCAGGUGCCAUCCCCGGGGGAAGCCAUUGGGCGGCAGCAGGGCCCUGGGAUGGGGCAUCCAAAGGGGUCACGGGAAUAAAUAAAGGAGGCACAGCUGGCCUCCGGCCUGAGCAAGCGUUAGCAUCCCCUGCAGAGCUGGUUAAGACAUAGUGGGGCCCCACCCCAAGUUUCUAACAUCACAGGUCCACAGUGGGCCUGAGAAGUGUUUCCAGCAAGCUCCCUGGGAAUGUCAAUGCUGCUGACCCCCAGCCCUACCUUUGCUUCCUCCUAUUUGCAGCGUUGCCCUGUCCACUCCGUGCCCUCGGCCUUCUGUUGGCUCUCUGGUCCCCCAGGAGGGCGUGCACCCCACCUUCCUCCUGACAGCUGCCCAGCCCUUUGACCCGUGUUUUAAACUAACAAAUGGCAGAAAAGAUUUAAGCUUCCCCCAUUUCCACCUCUGCUGAGGCUCCUGGAGACUGUCCCCGAGCAGGGACGUGGGCGGCUGCGCCCCAGCCUGGUAGAGGGUGGGCACAGGCUGUGAUGGGGGCAGCGGGUAGGGAUGGGCCUCUCCAGCCCGAGGCCACCCGCCUCCCCAUCCCGGCUCUGCCUGUUGGUUGUGGACAAAUUGAACCAACCAGGACGAGCUCAUCACCCUGGGCAAUGGGGAAACCGAUCCAGACUACACGCUCUAGACAAAUCUCGCCAAAUUCAAGCAUUGAUGAGAGAGUAAUAGAUUUGGGGGGGAGGGGUCAUUGUUUAUGAAAACAAGCUCUGCUACAUCAAGUAAUAAAUACAAAGAUGCCA
Messenger RNA from Choloepus didactylus (southern two-toed sloth), 3619 nucleotides. RefSeq names its product ADP ribosylation factor like GTPase 16 (gene ARL16). The record is from RefSeq and is a predicted model, not a curated record. The coding region runs from base 35 to 556 and encodes 173 amino acids. Gene Ontology annotation, molecular function: GTPase activity; GTP binding. Lineage: Eukaryota; Metazoa; Chordata; Mammalia; Pilosa; Megalonychidae. The transcript is spliced from 6 exons.